Molecule: messenger RNA, 4592 nt
Organism: Salvelinus namaycush (lake trout)
Lineage: Eukaryota; Metazoa; Chordata; Actinopteri; Salmoniformes; Salmonidae
Product: zinc finger protein 2 homolog
Exons: 4
Coding region: 1043-3250 (735 amino acids)
Biological process (GO): regulation of transcription by RNA polymerase II; central nervous system development
Cellular component (GO): nucleus
Molecular function (GO): DNA-binding transcription factor activity, RNA polymerase II-specific; RNA polymerase II cis-regulatory region sequence-specific DNA binding
Source: RefSeq, a predicted model, not a curated record
GAUGAUCGCGGCAGCUUUCCAAUCUUUGGGAAUCUCAGACGAUACGAGAAUCCCUAGUUAUCUUUCUGUCCUCCCUAACUGUGCACUUGUUCACUAUCCCUUAACUGAUUUGAAAGGAAAUGGCUGUUAUGAAACAUAUGGUGGAUUCUCCCACUAGCCCAUGACUCCACCAAUCCAAUGCCGUUUUUGUUCUCUUUGGUACAAUUUUCAUAAAUAUGUUGUAGAUUUUCGUAACUGUAAGUACAACGAUGUUCCUGUCAUUUGUUAACAAUACAUUUAACUAUAAUUUAAUCAAACUGCUAAAAACUGAAUUACGAAAGCAAAAUUAUAAAGUGUCAAGUUUACGUACACUAUUAAAAAAAAUAUGAAAUUUGAAAUGAUGGUGUAGAAAUACUUGGGUGUGAAAUUACAGUUUAUUCCACUCAUUAUCUGAAUGUCGUUGAUUUUUAGAUGUGGCUGCUGUUACAGUAACAAGUCACAUAGAAAAGUGGAUCUUGAACAAUGUUGCAUGGGGCAGAAAUUUCACCAGGCUACACCAAUACCUUUUUACUGUAGGUUUCUACUACAUGUUACAAUACCCCUAUAUCUGAUGGUUACUUCUAUGUAUGUACUGUAUAAGAAUACUGAAACUAUGAGACUGACAUUUUUCUCAACAUUCUCCAAGUGGGAUAACGAGCAGCAGUAGUUCUGGUGUUUAGGUUUUUCAUCAUUGGUUAUUUGAACCAAUCAUGAUUUCGCAGGUGUUACCAUCUUUCACACGUUGGAAGGGGAGGCGACAUUCGGCCCGUAUCUUGAAAGGGGGGGUGGAGCUUUUCGAUUCGGUUCUGCUCUUUGUUCUACCAUCAAGUUUUAUACGUUUUUACAUUUUGUAAAAAAUAUUCAAAUUCCAUUUUGAAAAAUUUGCCAAAGUGAAAUAUACAAGACAUUUGUGGAAAGUAAUGAACGAUGACACACUUCAGGAGAAAGGAGGUAUUAUAAGGAUGCAGCCAUCAAUCAGAGAUUUGGACUAAAGUAAAAAAACAAAUUGGUCUAAUGAUAUUCUAUGUACAAUACUUCCUGUGGUCACCAGGACAGAGCUAGCCCGUCCCCCUCCAACCUGCCAGAGUCCCCUGGUCACAACUCUCCUGGUAGCAUCUUACUGCUGGAUCUGAAGAUGUUGUCUGUGCGGCUGGUCGACUGCAGGAAAACACCAGGGCAGAGUGGAACUGUGAGAGAAGGACACGAGGAGGGAGAUUUGAUUUCAUCAAGGGAAUCACCGUACCAUUGUUCUCUCAGUGGGAGGGGCUUAUCAUCUGGUGCGCUUCAACAACAUCAUGUUGCUGACGAGACAGAGAAGAGUGUCUCCAGAUCAGAACAUCUCAAGAACCACCAGCAGGGACGUACAGGGAAGAAACAUCACCACUGCUGCUCUGACUGUGGGAAGAGUUUCACAAGCCAGAGUGGCUUCAUUAUUCACUGUGAUCAGUGUGCGAAGAGUUUUGCUGCAUCUAACACCUUCAAAUCUAAUGACAGAGCUAGUCCGUCCCCCUCCAACCUGCCAGAGUCCCCUGGUCACAACUCUCCUGGUAGCGCCUUACUGCUGGAUCUGAAGAGGGAGUCUGUGCGGCUGGUCGACUGCAGGAAGACACCAGGGCAGAGUGGAACUGUGAGAGAAGGACACGAGGAGGGAGAUGGAGAUUUGAUUUCAUCAAGGGACACACACUGUUGUUCUCUCAGUGGGAGGGGCUUAUCAUCUGGGGAGCCUCAACAACAUCCUGUUGCUGACGAGACAGAGAAGAGUGUCUCCAGAUCAGAACAUCUCAAGAAACACCAGCAGGGACGUACAGGGAAGAAACAUCACCACUGCUGCUCUGACUGUGGGAAGAGUUUCACAAGCCAGAGUGGCUUCAUUAUUCACUGUGAUCAGUGUGGGAAGAGUUUUGCUGCAUCUAACACCUUCAAAUCUAAUGUAAGAAUUCAUGAAGGGGAGAAGCCUUACCUCUGUCUUGAUUGUGGGAAAAGCUUUGUUAGUGCAGGAGCCUUAACCAUACACCAGCGUGUACACACUGGAGAGAAGCCUUAUAGCUGUGAUCAGUGUGGAAAGAGCUUCAAUCAGUCAUGCAACCUGACUACACACCAGCGAACACACACUGGCGAGAAGCCUUAUAGCUGUGAUCAGUGUGGAAAGAGCUUUUCUCAAUCAGUAUCCCGGAAUAUACACCAGCGAAUACACACAGGAGAGAAGCCUUAUAGCUGUGAUCAGUGUGGGAAGAGCUUUGCUCGAUCAGAAAAACUAACUACACACCAGCGCAUACACACUGGAGAGAAGCCUUAUAGCUGUGGUCAGUGUGGGAAGAGCUUUGCUUUAUCAGAACACCUAACCAUACACCAGCGUGUACACACAGGAGAGAAGCCUUAUAGCUGUGGUCAGUGUGGGAAGAGCUUUACUGUAGUUUUCUCCCUGACUGUACACCAGCGAACACACACUGGAGAGAAGCCUUAUAGCUGUGAUCAGUGUGGAAAGAGCUUUGCUGUAUCAGGAAAACUAACUAGACACCAGCGAAUACACACAGGAGAGAAGCCUUAUAGCUGUGGUCAGUGUGGGAAGAGCUUUUCUCAAUCAGUAAACCGGAAUUUACACCAGCUAACACACACAGAAGAGAAGCCUUAUAGCUGUGGUCAGUGUGGGAAGAGCUUUUCUCAAUCAGUAAACCGGAAUGUACACCAGCGAACACACACAGGAGAGAAACCUUAUAGCUGUGAUCAGUGUGGAAAGAGCUUUUCUGUAGUUUCCUCCCUGAUCAGACACCGGGCAACACACACUGGAGAGAAGCCUUAUAGCUGUGAUCAGUGUGGGAAGAGCUUUGCUCGAUCAGAAAAACUAACUACACACCAGCGCAGACACACUGGAGAGAAGCCUUAUAGCUGUGGUCAGUGUGGAAAGAGCUUUGCUUUAUCAGAACACCUAACCAUACACCAGCGUGUACACACAGGAGAGAAGCCUUAUAGCUGUGAUCAGUGUGGGAAGACCUUUGCUGCAGGUUCCACCCUGACUAGACACCAGCGAACACACACUGGAGAGAAGCCUUAUAUCUGUGGUCAGUGUGGGAAGAGCUUUGCUGCAGGUUCCACCCUGACUAGACACCAGCGAACACACACUGUAGAGAAACCUUAUAGCUCUGAUCAGUGUGGGAAGAGCUUUAAUCAGUCAGGGACCCUGAAAUCACACAAGCUAACACACGCUGGUGAGAAAGAAGCCUUAUUCCUGUGAUCAGUGUGGGAAUUGUUUCAGUCAGUUAUGGACCCUUUAUUCACACCAGUGAACACACACUGCAGAAGGAACCUUAUGUCUGUCUAUGUGGGAAGAGCUUUGUUUAUUUAGGGCCAAUGAGAAAAAAACAGAAAGCACAAACUUGCUGUAUUUCAUCUCCCUCCCUUCUGGCACCGGUUCCAGAUCCCUAAAUAAAGGUUCAGUAGAAAACAUCCAGUGAACAGUCAUAUCCAUCUCCCAUUCUUAAACAGUUGCCUCAGUCUGAUCACCAUGGUAACCUCUGUGCAGCAUAAUAUGCAGCUCUGAUCUAGGAUCAGGUCUCCCCUGUGUCUAUGUAAUAUCACACAAUGAUCUAAAUGGAUAAAUGUUAUCAUAGGAAAUGUUAUAGGUAACCUGUGUGUGUGUGUGUGUGGGAGGGAUGUUGAUAGUUGUAUAUUCUUCCAUAUACUCAUGAUACUAUUAUUAUGAAAUGUCAUUAUGUAGAAUAGUGUUUCAACAAUAGGUGUAUAUUCAUUUAUUCAAUUGAUCAAUACAUUCAAUCCAUUAUCUUCUAAACAAGAAGUUAUCACUUAAAUUGUGUAUUUUAUAAAUCUGUAUUGAUUAAAAUGAUCCUAAAUCUAAUCCAUAAUAUAUUGGAUAAUUAUUUCCAUGAGUUCCAAGGCAAGAACUAUGUAUACUGUGUCUUGUAAGAACGGUUAAUGUAAUAACUUUUUGAUUUAUAAUGUAAUAAAACCGGUAAAUGUAAUAUCUUGUUGGUUUAUCUGAUAAAAUGUUGAAUUGUUGUCGUAAUAACCUUUUCCACUUAAUGUAAUAAGUUAUUGGUAUCAGGUAACAACUUUUUAAAAUUAAUAACGUAAUAACUUCAACCGAUCAUGUAAUAACACCUAAACCAAUGUUUAAUGUGUUACUUCACCAAUGUUAAUGCACAUACCACCCUCCACCAAUUACAAACCCACACACACAAACCUAUGCACUUGUACUCUUACACAAACAAGUACUCAGUUAUAGACACAUGUAUUGAUUUAAUAUUUUUUAAAUUAACAAUUCAUCGGUCGUUCUUAUAGUCAAUGAGACAGGGGGCUCGGUCAGGCAAGAGGAAGGAGGAUUGGGAAACUGCAAAUAACAAUAAGCUGAACUCCGCCUAGCAGAAACAUCUUUGUAUUAGCAACUAUUCAUUAUUAGUUUAUAUUGUAUUAAAGUUAAGGGAUGUCACCCUGGGCGGGGUGAACCAUAGUAGGGGAUAAAAAGAGAAAACACCAUCUUGAGAACUGAGUGUCUUGUUUGUAAAUUGCUGUAAGUGUAAACUCCGGGUUGCAAACCUUAUUAAACAAACUAACCUCUG